Colletotrichum spaethianum is the source of this 645-nucleotide messenger RNA. Its product is annotated as microsomal signal peptidase subunit 3. Lineage: Eukaryota; Fungi; Ascomycota; Sordariomycetes; Glomerellales; Glomerellaceae. The record is from RefSeq and is a predicted model, not a curated record. The transcript has 3 exons. Gene Ontology annotation, cellular component: membrane; signal peptidase complex. Bases 1 to 645 code for a protein of 214 amino acids. Gene Ontology annotation, biological process: protein targeting to ER.
AUGUACAACACAAUAACCCGCGCCCAAAACACCUUUGGCUUCUUCACGACGGUAGCCUUCUUCGUCGCCGCCAUCAUCGCCCUCUCCGACCUCGUCACCCCGCGCGCCCCCUCCGUUGGCUCCCUCAAGACGACCAAUAAGGAGGAAUAUGCCAUAAUCAAAUUCUCUCUCGACGCCGACCUCUCGGACCUCUUCACCUGGAACACCAAGCAGGUCUUUGUCUAUGUCACGGCCGAAUGGCCCGACAACUCAAAGGCCGCCGCCGGCACGAACGCCACGAACCAGGCCGUCAUCUGGGAUCAGAUCAUUACGUCUCCCAGCGCCGACCACCUCGCCAACAUCGGCCCCGCCGCCAUGCGCAAGCUGAAGAAGAGCGCCGAGGGCAAGAGCAUCGACCCUAAUCGUGGCAAGCUCCGCAUCAAGAACCAGAAGCCCAAGUACCAGAUCACGCACCCCUCGAGCAAGAUCGCCGAGGCCGACAAGGUCGUUCUGAAGCUGCACUACAAUGUCCAACCGUGGGUUGGCAUCUUGACCUGGAACCAAAACCAGAACAUUGGCAGUUGGAAGGCCCUUAAGGGCGGUGUCAGCAAGGCCUUCAAGCUUCCUGCUCUCAAAGUUAAGGAGAACAAGGACAAGAAGCCUUAA